AUGCGCCAUUUUAUCAGCUUUGUCGUGAUAAGAUUCACCGCGACGGAAAAAUCCGCUGUAAGCAACUACAAUGACAUGAAAACUUUUCCUUUCUUUUUUUUUCCUUUUCCCCCGAUUUUUCUUUUCUCUCUUUCCUUUUUCCUCUCUUUUCUCUCUUUCCUUUUUCCUCUCUUUUCUCUCUUUCCUUUUUCCUCUCUUUUCUCUCUUUCCUUUUUCCUCUCUUUUCUCUCUUUCCUUUUUCCUCUCUUUCCUUUUCCUUUUUUCCUCUUUUUCCUUUUUUUUUCCUCUCUUUUCCUCUCCUUUCCUCUCUUUCCUCUCUUUCCUCUCUUUUUCCUCUCUUUUCUCUCUUUCCUUUUUCCUCUCUUUCCUCUCUUCUCUCUUUCCUCUCUCUUCUCUCUUUCCUCUCUCUUCUCUCUUUCCUCUCUCUUCUCUCUUUCCUCUCUCUUCUCUCUUUCCUCUCUCUUCUCUCUUUCCUCUCUCUUCUCUCUUUCCUCUCUUCUCUCUCUUCUCUCUUUCCUCUCUCCUUGCUGUCUAUAA
This is a messenger RNA of Acanthosepion pharaonis, 537 nucleotides long. Lineage: Eukaryota; Metazoa; Mollusca; Cephalopoda; Sepiida; Sepiidae. The record is from the annotation of a GenBank genome assembly.